AUGCAACAAAGAUUUUGGCUGUUUGAGCUAUACUACGGCAUAAUUGAAGUUCUGACAGAGUUGGCCGAGCUUCCUUUAUACAAGUGUGGAGGAUGUGGCACAAUUCUCAUGUCAAAAACUUGGAGAAAUGGCGCCAACCACAAUGGAGUACACUUGCAAGAAACAAACCGAGUUUUGGAAAGUGAGCCGGAUAGUAUUGUGCAGGAGAAUGAAGAGAGCAGCUCAAAUCUAGAUUUAAUACCAUCGGGUGGAAAAUCUUCGCCAGAUGGAGAUAAAACAAGAGAGCAAGGUGAAUCUGGGGUCAACAAUGGGGAUCAAUGUGAAGAUACAAGUGUCUCUAGUGAGCUUUCUAGCUUGCUUGAGGUUAGUGGUAAUGAGAAUAAAGAUUUGUCCAAAGUAGUAAUUGAGCAGUUGAAACAGGAUAAAGAAGACAAAUUUCCUCUAGGUCAAAAUGCCGAAAGACUUGAAAUUGAAUUUCAGGAUUGCAAUGGGGAAAGGCUAGCAGAAAGAUGUUCUUCUGCUGAAUUUCAGAGUUCAAGUGAACGUACCUGCCAUGAGGCUUAUGUUUCAACCGCAGAAAUCACAGAACUAGUGGAAUCAGAUGACAAGAAUCCAUCGGAGCAAUGCACUGGAAGGGAUCAAAAGGAACAUGGAGAUUCUCGAACAGAUCACCCGAAGAAUGGGUUGCCUUCAGAUGGUGAACAUAGUGAAGCAGGCGAAAGUACACUUCUUUCACCGGAGCACGAUCAUCUAAAGAAUGGGUUGCCUUCAGAUGGUGAAUAUAAUGAAGCAGACGAAAGUACACUUCUUUCACCAAAAAAUAAUAGAAAGAGACUAGAUAGUUUUAUGCACUACAAUGGAAAGCAAUGUGAAGAUUGGAGUUUCUCCGAUGAGCUUUCUAGCACACACGAGGUUAGCGAUUGCAAGAAUAAAGUUCUAUCCGCGGAAGUCACAGAACAGUUGAAACAGGAUGAAGAAGGCAAAUGUCCUUUUGGACAAAAUUCUAAAAGAUGUGAAAGUGAAAUUCAGGAUUCGAAUGGGGGAAUAGUUGCAGGCAGAAAUCCCUCUGCUGAAUUUACUAGUCAGGAGGCCGAUGUUUCAACCCCAAUAGUUCGAAAACAUGUGAAAUCAGGUGAAAAGAAUCCAUCGGAGCAAUGCACUGGAAGGGAUCAAAGUGAAUGUGGAGAUUCUCAGACAGAAUUGUGUGCAGAUGACAACUUCCUUGAUGAAGUUCGGUCUUUAUCCAUGCAUGAUCGAGAGAAGAAUAAGUUGCCUCCAGAUGGUAGAGAACAAAGGGAACGUGAAGAUUCUCAAACAGAAUUGUGUGCAGAUGACAACUUCCUUGAUGAAGUUCGGUCUUUAUCCGAGCAUGAUCAACAGAAGAAUAAUUUGCCUCCUGAUGGUAGAGAACAAAGGGAACGUGGAGAUUCUCGAACAGAAUCGUGUGCAGAUGACAACUUCCUUGAUGAAGUUCGGUCUUUAUCCGAGCAUGAUCAACAUAAGAAUAAGUUGCCUCCAGAUGGUAGAGAACAUAGAGAAGGGGAUGAAAGUAAUCAUCUUUCGUCAGAAAAUAAUGAAAAGGGUCUGAAUGGGUGGCUUCACGAAGAAAUGGAUAAUAACAAUAGUCAAGAUUCAUCACCCUUUGAGAUUGCUUCGCCUGCAAAUGGAAAAUCAUCACCUUCAGCUGGAGGCAUGGCUGAAGUAAACAAGGAUAUCAAGAAUUUUCCUCUCAUCAGAUGCUCAAGCACAGAAAAUCAUGUGAAUGCAGAUACAGGAGAUUCUUUAGCUGCUGCUCAAGGCCGCCCUAAUGAGAACAAUACAUCUCUUAAUCGCUCGUCUCCCGAUGCUGAGCAGCUGGAGCAUUCUCAUAGAGAAGAUACACAAAGUUUUGGUAGAUUGAGCUCAGUAGAUACUAGUUUACCCACCGUUGACCCUAGUUCUCAGCACAAUGUUAAACAUGUAGAUAUGUCUAAAUCUCCAACAACCAAAAGUUACGCUUAUGAGGGUAGCGUAUCUUCUUAUGAUGGAACCGAUGAUCAAGUUCCCAACCAUGUUUCACACCCCCCUAGAAGAAAGUUCAAGGAUAAAGUAUCCACCAGCACUGCUGAAUUGCACAAAAAGGAUGGAUUAAAUAAGAUUAACAUGAGCAAUAGUGAGUCAGAGACGCAAUAUUGGGCAGGCAGUUCCUCGUCCUUCUUACAGGGAAAGCAAUAUCAUGCCAUGGAAGGCAGCAGCAGCUGGCACCAAGUUGAUUUGCCUGAAACCAGAAGACGUGGCCACAAGAGUGGUAAUAGGACGAGAUUGGACAAAGAAACAGCAACACCUAGAUUGGCAUUCACUUCUAGAGAUUUCCAAGCUGGCCACAGAAAUGGAACCCCAUCAAGUUAUCAUCGAAGUUUGCUCCAAAAUCAUCAAGCUUGCCUGUCAUCAGAUAGGCCUACAUACUCUGAACCAGACAAGGUGGACUUAUUGAGAACGGUGUUUGAACUGAAAGAUCAGCUCAACAGGAUGCAAUUUUCAAAACUAACGGCAAAUGGAAGGUUUCCUGCUGGUAAGGAAAAGUUAACUCCCUUGUACUAUGAACAUUUAGCACCAGAAAGGGAGGUGUAUGCAGAUUUGAGCCAUCCCACAUAUCCUGUCGGACAUGGUCCAUUGAAACGUUGGCCCCAACGACGCAAGGACUUGAGAAUGGCUUUUUCAGGGGAGUCUGCUCACUACAGACACCAUGCUAACUGCUCAUGUUUGCAUUGUUGUCCGCAAGACUGGCACCGCUCGGCUCAGUUACCUUCACAUUCCAUGCUCUGUAACAAUUGUCACUGCAUGGUCCACUCUGGUCAUAACUGCUGUAAUGUCCUUGCCUCUAGAUCCCCCAGUCCCCAGCAUUACACGAGCUCUGAGCAAUCUUUAUGGGGACGUGAGACAAUGUCCGAUGACCGGAGGCAUAAAGACAGGGAGAUGAAAAGGUUAUAUUCACGGGAAAAGCAUCACAUAAUGAAGAGACAUCUCCGGCCAAUAUCUGGUGGAGCCCCACUUAUUUCUUGUUAUCAUUGCUCGGAACUGUUGCAGCUGCCUUCAAACUUUCUCCUCUUCAAGAAAAAAUAUCAUCAGCUGAGGUGCAACGCGUGUAGGAAGGUUCUGAAAUUCUUGCUCUUGGAAAGAAUGCACAUAGUUCCAUACCUUCUGGAAGCUUCAGCUCCGCCGCCCAGUGAGGCUGAUGAUCAUAGUGAUGCUAUCAGUCACAUAAAUCCGGUACCUACAUUCCAUGCUAAUUCUUGUUCACAUGCUGAACCCGUGUCAUGUUCUGACGACUAUGGGCUGUCUUUCUGUAGAAGCUGCUCAACAGAAGGGGAGAAUUCAUUUCUUACACCUUCAGUUGACCGCCUCGAGUGGAAUGCUUACAACAGAAAGAUGUCGUCUGGCAGUUCUUUUGAGCCCAUGGAAGAUACAAAAAUGAAGUCUGUAUUAAGGGAACAUGGGAACAAGAAUGGAAGUUUGGUGGAAACCUCUAAACCAGCCGGAGCUUCACCGAAGAUGGCUAAGUGGAAAAAAACAUCCUCUGAAAUUGAAGAACUGCGAGAAACAUCAAAUUCUCCACUUCAUCGGUUAAUGGGAUAUUCUUCCCCUAGUCAACUUUUGGACAAGUGA
Fraxinus pennsylvanica is the source of this 3645-nucleotide messenger RNA. Lineage: Eukaryota; Viridiplantae; Streptophyta; Magnoliopsida; Lamiales; Oleaceae. The record is from the annotation of a GenBank genome assembly.